Acanthoscelides obtectus is the source of this 1054-nucleotide messenger RNA. The record is from the annotation of a GenBank genome assembly. Lineage: Eukaryota; Metazoa; Arthropoda; Insecta; Coleoptera; Chrysomelidae.
UCCUUUUUUGACUUUGCCAAUGUUGUAGCUAGCAAUGACUCUGAAAAUCAUGGCAGGACCUACUCUUGAUCAAACCACGCCACAAGGGAGAAUCCACGGAGAAUCUAUAGAGUAAAGAACACGCAUUAAAGGGCGAAAAUCAGACAAGGAAAUAAAGAUUCGAGAUCCUUCAGAAUUUUCCUUUAAUUACACAGAAGAAGUAGAUUUCAGUAAAUUUGAAAUAAUGAAAACUAGCCAGUCUUUAGAUAUCAAUUUUGACGAAUUUAAAUACAACAUUUUGGAUAUGUUGCAGCAGUAUGACAGAAAAGAAAUGUUUUUGAAAUGCUUAGUCUCAGCUGACAUAUGUACAUUGGUUUUUUAUGGCAAAUCUAAAAUUAAAUCAAUUGUGUACUUGACUGUAGACCUACAUAUGACAAAUCAAAAAGAAAUAUAUGAAGAGUUGAUUGUUGCUCUUAAUAAUCUUCAAGAAUCAAAUGAUAGGCUGAAAAAGCAAGUAACAAAUCUGAAGAAGUCUACAAGUGAGAAGGAUAGACAAAUCCAAGCAAUGAAUUCUGAAAUAUCUCAACUGAAUGAUCAUUUCUACACUGUAAGUUUAGUAGUAUACAAAGAUUAUGGCCAUAAAUUAUUAUCUUGAAUUUAAAGUCGGAAACGAAAAUUGUGCGAAAUUAAAAGACAUCCGAGAGUCAUAAAAAGCUCAAAGCAAACAUUUGGUAAACGCUGUUGGAAAGAUGUAAAAAUUACAUUUUUUCGGUUUUCUUCCGCUGCUUGUCGAACAUUUUAGUUUCGCAAAUUGGAAUGAGGAAGCAUACACUCUUUUAACAUCAAGUAUACUAAGUGACAUAAAUCCGAACACGCAGUUUAAAUGGUUUUAUUUUAAUAAAAUUUGGUAUAAGUACUUAAUGAAGCAUAAUAAGUAAAUGAUAAAAAUUUCAAAAUGAUUGCACUGCUUUAAAGCCCUUUGAACUUUAAUACGCAUUCUCCAACGCGCCUAGGCAUGCUUCUGAUCAGGUGGUCAAUGUCAUCCUGUGGUAUCUCAUUCAAGGCAACCACCAAC